AUGACUGAUAUCAAUGAACCGCGUCGCACCUGCCCACAAAAUGCAAAUAAACACCCAGGCUUACCCGACCUGGAAGGACAAAGUCAGCGAUGUUCUCAAGCCAAGAAGAAGAACACCAAACUCCCCCAGGAAACCCGUGAAGCUCAAGAACUGGCCGCGGUUGAGGGUUUGCAGCGGCUGUCUGCCAUGCAGGAAGAGAUGAAGAAGGCGGAGGUGCAAAGCAUGAUGAAGAAGCCGAAGGCAGUAAGGCCCCGCGCUCGCCCUGUCAAGAAAAAGUCAGAGCCUGCUGCUCAAGCAGAUAAGGCACUCCUGGGAGUAGGAACUGAUACCAUGGCCAGUGAGCGCAUGUCGCAAAUGCUGCGUGAUGCUGACCCAGGCGAGGAUGUUGAGGCUCGGUCUCGAGAAAAUCAGAAGGACAAUGGAAUCAAGACAAAGAAGAAGACUGAGAAGGACACGGCUCUUGCAGCUCAGUCAGGGGCACGUGUUGAAGACAAGAAAGGAAAGUUGAUCGCUCCCAAGCCGCCUCAUACGGCAGUCAUGGGACUGUCUUUAGUGCACGGGCCACCAACUACCGUCUACUUAUCUGGCUCCCACCCUACGUCCACAACAAUUGUGACCACCAGCUCCGGCCAGCAUAAAAUCCCACCUCAGGUUGUCGCUAAUUCUUCUCAAGCUCUCGUUGGUGGCUUUGGCAAUGAGCUUUUUGAUUCAGAGGAUCGCUUGGACAUCCUUCCAAAGCCAUCCGCGCUUAAGAUUAUAGAUGUGCCUACUGAGCUGACCGCGGACGGGUCACUUCCAAUGGAGGGCUUGAAGGAUGACACGAAGGAUUUGGAUGAUGCGUCAACCGAUGCGGACAAUGAUGCACCAACUGAUGUGGACAACGAUGCAACAAUGGAUGUCGAGGAGGAUAUGGCCGAUAAGUCUCAGGAUAGCGGUGACAGCCUGAGCAGUUUCAUAUUCCGUCGCUCAAAGAACAAGACGCACAACGCUGUGGACACCAAACGCCGUGUCCCAGUCUUCAAGGAUUCCUCAGACGAGGAUAACAAUAUUGAGGUUCUCAACAUGGAUCAUAGUAUGAUGAAGCCUACAGGCUUCGUCGAAACAACCAAGACAGCGAAGAAGGCUGUACGUUUGACGUCUUCCACUUCUGUUGGCGUCUCCAAGUCAUCCACUACAAUGCAGCCACCUGCAAAGAAGGUCAAAACCGAAGAUGGGGCCGAUGAUAUUAUACCAAAAUCAACACUUACAGCGCCGCCUGGCUACUGGAUCGAGAAGCGGUACAAGUCCUGUUCAGCUUAUUGA
Molecule: messenger RNA, 1302 nt
Organism: Suillus discolor
Lineage: Eukaryota; Fungi; Basidiomycota; Agaricomycetes; Boletales; Suillaceae
Exons: 4
Coding region: 1-1302 (433 amino acids)
Source: RefSeq, a predicted model, not a curated record